Ipomoea nil (Japanese morning glory) is the source of this 1383-nucleotide messenger RNA. RefSeq lists its product as uncharacterized. Lineage: Eukaryota; Viridiplantae; Streptophyta; Magnoliopsida; Solanales; Convolvulaceae. The record is from RefSeq and is a predicted model, not a curated record. The transcript is spliced from 2 exons. Gene Ontology annotation, molecular function: protein dimerization activity. The coding region runs from base 1 to 1383 and encodes 460 amino acids.
AUGCCAAGGGAUGUACUUGCUGUUCCAAUCUCUACUAUUGCAUCUGAAUCAACAUUCAGUACCAGUGGCAGGGUACUAGAUGCCUUUAGGAGUUCCCUAACUCCUAAGAUUGUUGAGGCACUCGUGUGUGCACAGGAUUGGUUGAGGUUAGCCAAUCAACCAAUCUCUGAUGAAGAAAACAUUGAUGAUGUUGAAAGGAUUGAGAAAUGUGAUAAUGGUAGUGACGGUGAUGCAGAAAGUGAUGAUACUGAUAGUGAGUAUGAAAUAGAUGGUAACAUAUCAAAUAUUGAUGACUUUGAAUUUGAUCAGAAUGUGGAUUCUACAGUUGAGUUUGGUGGGGUAGAAGGUAUUUCUAGUGAACCAGUUGGUGUGAAUAGUUGGGAGAGAAAUUUGGACGAACCUAAUCUAUCUGAUGAUGCAUCAUUAAAAGACUCAGAUAGUGAUGUAGAAGGUAGUAAGUGGCCUGUUUUUAGGGCAGCUACUGAUAUGAAAGAGCCUCAUUUAAUCCUAGGAUUGACUUUUUCUAGCAAAGAAGAGUUUAAGGAAGCUGUGACCAAUUAUGCCUUUAACAAUGGAAAAGAUGUAAAAAUUGUUAAGAAUGACAAAGCCAGACUAGUUGUUAAAUGUAGGGAUAGUAGUUGUCCUUGGACAGUAACUUUAAGAAAGCAACAGAAUUCUUUGAAUUGGAGCAUCCAUAGAUUGACAGAUAAACAUGAUGGAUGUUGUUGGACUUCUGAGAAUUCAAGAGCAACGUCAACUGUAGUUGCAAAGAGGUGGAGUAAGGAGAUUGCACAUCAUGAUGACUGGAAAAUGGAAAAAUUUAGGCAAAAGGUGUGUAAAGAUGAAAAGUUUCAUAUUAGUACACAUCAAGCUUAUAGAGCAAUGAAGAAAGCUAAAAUUCAAAUUAGGGGUAAUCUAGAUGAUAAUUUCAAAAAGAUUUGGAGUUACCGCCAAGAAAUUAUCAGGACUAAUCCUAUGACAAUCUGUGAGGUGAAGCUCAGUGACAAUGUUGAACUUUGUGGGGGAAACAGAUUCCUUAGACUGUACAUGUGUUGGGAUGGAUAUAGGCAAGGUUUCAAAUUUUGUAGGCCAAUCUUGGGAGUGGAUGGAACUCAUUUGAAGUCUGGAAUUGGGGGGUUAAUUCUGACUGCAGUUGGACUUGAUGCUAAUGACUCAAUCUUUCCUGUUGCAUAUGCCAUUGUUGAGGGUGAAACAAAACAGUCUUGGGUGUGGUUUUUAGAAUUCUUAAAAAAAGACUUAGAAAUCAGUGAGGGGAAUGAACAUGAAUUUACCUUCAUGUCAGAUAAACAAAAGGGUUUAAUAGAAGCAUUUGAAGUGGUUUUGCGCACCGAUUUUGUGUUAGGCACCUUCAUGGGAAUAUGA